UGUCUUCUGCAAAAAAUGGCGGCAUGCAUUCGCGGUGAUUUACGGUGAACGUUCACACGUUCAUAUUUCUUCUUUACGUUUGCAUGACUGAGCCUGAAACAACUAGUAUAUGAUGUAUUCCCACGUGCCCUUAGUUUAUUAUGCUGCCCUUCGUCAGUUGGCUCAAAAGACUUGUCCGACGCGUUUUGGCAGACACGUGCACGGGCUUGUACAGUCUGAAAGUAAUAUUCCAACGAUAACGACGCCGGUAUAUCUUGAACACAAACUGAAGAAGCUGAAGCAGAAGUACGAAGCCAAAAAAAUAGAGGAAAUACGAAAGAAGAGCCGGCAAGGCAAGAAAGACCAUCCAGUGAUAACUUGCAAGCGUCCAGAGUUAAACUUCUACCUCCACCAAACCUACUUAGACAAUGAGGAAGUCCCACUCGCUUCCAAGGGGUGGUUCCAUCGGAAAUCAAGGGGAGAUCACUUCACCAUUCAUAGGCUCAGUGGAAACCCCUCACUUUCCACGGGAGACGAAACCUCCGAUUCUGAUGACGAGAACAGCUCCUUCGAAAAUUACAGGGUACAUCCCUUGGUUCUGUCAGGGCUUCAUGAGAUGGGGAUACGAAGGCCGACACUAAUUCAGCAAGAGGCGAUACCGGCUAUCCUAAAGAACCACAACGUCUUAUGCUCUGCAGAAACUGGGAGUGGGAAAACACUGGCCUAUCUUGCACCAAUCAUGACCUCUCUAUUGGCAAAACGGGCGCUGGGCAAGCCACGGGUCACCAAGGCAGGAGCUCCUCAGGUAUUGAUCCUCGCCCCCGGCAGAGAGUUGGGCGUUCAGAUAGGGGACGUUGCUCAGACGCUGGGUCAGCAUUGCAGCAUUAAGGUGGCUACGCUGAUUGGUCAGGAAGGUAUAAAGGGGUGUGAAGAAGCAAUGGAAGUUGUCGUGGCAACUGCUGGUACCGUCGUAAAGCUGCGGAAGAAGGGGAUACUGGACCUUUCCCUGCUGUCUCAUGUGGUUAUCGACGAAGUGGAUACCCUUCUUGACGACUCGUUUAGUGCUGUCGUCACUAGAGCUUUGGAGGAUGUGAAGGUCCAAGGCAGUGUGAACUGCAUGCCUGGAGAGGGUGUUCAGCUAAUGCUCGUAGGCGCAACCCUGCCCAGUGAGAUUGUGGAACCUCUGGGUGGCCUCAUAGAGGAGGAGAACCUUCUGCGUGUUUCGACUCCGCAGUUGCAUCGGCUGCUUCCUCACGUUCAACACAAGUUCCUCAGACUCAGGCCCAUGGACAAGGCUGGUGCCUUGAUGGAUUUGGUCAAAAAAGACGUGAAUGCUGGAAGGGCCUGCAUGGUGUUUGCUAAUGCUACACACUGCUGUGACUGGAUUGCUGGUGUCCUAGGGGACUGCAAUGUGCCAGUUACGAAACUUCACGGAUAUCUUUCUGCGCAGUUGAGGAAAGAGAACUAUGACAAGUUCCUCUCUGGUGAGGCACUUGUGCUUGCCUGCACUGACCUUGGUUCACGGGGAUUAGACACAACGCAUGUCGAGCACGUGUUGAACUUUGAUUUUCCGCACCACAUGUCCGACUACAUUCACAGAAUAGGGCGUAUUGGCCGUGUGGGGUCCAGAGUGGUUCAAGGGUUUGCCACUAACUUUGUAAUUACACCUCCUCAAGUGGAACUUACCCAGAAAAUAGAGUUGGCAGCACGACGUACAAAGGCGCUUCCGCGCGUCGACGCCAACAUCUCAAGGUUUCUCGACGAAAGGAACACUGCCAAGGAGUUCGAAGCGGGAGCAAAGGAGCAACCUGGAAACCUAGAAAAAAAUUCGGAAAGCUAGGCCCGAGAGUCUUUCCCGUUGUAAAGAGUGUGUACACUACGGAAUAUAGGAAGAAGAUGCAACAUUCUGCCUCCUAUGUGCAAGACUGGUGUGAAUGUGUAGCAUAUUUCUAAUAUAAUAAGCACCUGGUGCAUUUGAAUCAGCACGUACA
This is a messenger RNA of Ornithodoros turicata, 1970 nucleotides long. It is a transcript of the gene Dbp21E2, whose product is annotated as probable ATP-dependent RNA helicase DDX28. Gene Ontology annotation, molecular function: mRNA binding; RNA helicase activity; ATP binding. The record is from RefSeq and is a predicted model, not a curated record. The transcript is spliced from 11 exons. NCBI's taxonomy places the organism in Eukaryota, Metazoa, Arthropoda, Arachnida, Ixodida, Argasidae. The coding region runs from base 110 to 1819 and encodes 569 amino acids.